Hirsutella rhossiliensis is the source of this 174-nucleotide messenger RNA. Its product is annotated as chromo (CHRromatin organization MOdifier) domain-containing protein. The record is from RefSeq and is a predicted model, not a curated record. The transcript has a single exon. Lineage: Eukaryota; Fungi; Ascomycota; Sordariomycetes; Hypocreales; Ophiocordycipitaceae. The coding region runs from base 1 to 174 and encodes 57 amino acids.
AUGGCUGAUGACGUUGAAAAGAUCCUCGGUCAUCAAGGACCGAGAAGUCGUCGGAGAUAUCUGGUGAAGUGGAAAGGCCACGAAGACGAAGAGAACUCCUGGGUGUCCCGAAGUGACUUCGUCGACAAGGAGUUCCUAGCGGACUACGAUCGAUCUAUCGGCAAGGGAGCGUAA